ACCCACACUCGUUCUUCCAUCCCCGCCCCUGCCUCUCGUUCUUCUGUGGCUCCCAAGGCCACGUCCACUCGUUCAUCUAUCCCCACCCCUUCCUCUCGUUCCCCUGUGGCUCCUCGGACCACGUCCUCUCCUUCUGUGGCUCAGGCCACGUCCAUUCCCUCUCCCCGUCCCCUUUCCGCGGGUGUGUCGUUCCUGAAAAAGUUCGACGAAAAGCACCCAUCCACUCGUUCCCCCGUGGAUCUUCGGACCACGUCCAUUCCUUCUCCUGUGGCUCCUCGGACCACGUCCACUCCUUCUGGUGCUAGUCGUCCGUCUCGCCUUCAGGCGUUGCGGGAGGCGUAUCACCGAUCCCGCGAGGCCAGGGCUCGAUCCGAUGCAGCCCUUGCGUCCACCGAGGAUGGAGCAGCUUCGGCUGCGAAGUCCGCGGCUCGCAAGGGUAAGUCGGUGAAGAGUGUCCAGUUUAGCGAGGUCACCACAGUCAUUACCGUUAGUCGGUGGAUUAUCAAAGCGCGCGAUAUCCACCGUUGCUGUUGGUAA
This is a messenger RNA of Aspergillus neoniger CBS 115656, 537 nucleotides long. RefSeq lists its product as uncharacterized. NCBI's taxonomy places the organism in Eukaryota, Fungi, Ascomycota, Eurotiomycetes, Eurotiales, Aspergillaceae. The transcript has a single exon. The record is from RefSeq and is a predicted model, not a curated record. The annotation marks the transcript as partial.